CUAAGGGGAAGGAGCGGGAAUGGGCGGGGAGGAAAGGAGGAGCUUCAAGCGCCGGGUGCCCGGAUGUGAGCUGGCCGGCCUCAAGCUAAGCCGAGAAGGAGCUGGACUUGGAGCAAGAGGCGAGGAAGGGAGGCUGCGGAGGGGCGGGGCCCAUGGAGGGAGAGCGGGGGCCUCUGAGGGUAGAUCAUUACAGCCAUAAUGGAUGAUUUAAACCUGCACUACCGAUUUCUCAACUGGAGGAGGAGAAUCAGAGAGAUCCGAGAAGUACGCGCGGUUCGUUAUCGAGAGAGAUUCAAACAUAUCCUUGUUGAUGGAGACAUAUUAAGCUACCAUGGAAACUCUGGGGAGGUUGGAUGCUAUGUUGCUCGUCACCCACUGACCAAAGAUGACAAUUAUUUUGAGGUAUCAAUUGUGGACAGCGGUGUUCGGGGGACCAUUGCAGUGGGGCUGGUCCCUCAAUACUAUAGCCUGGACCACCAGCCUGGAUGGCUGCCAGAUUCAGUUGCCUACCAUGCUGAUGAUGGCAAACUUUACAACGGCCGACUGAAGGGUCGUCAGUUUGGGACAAAAUGCAGCUCUGGGGACCGGAUUGGCUGUGGAAUUGAGCCAGUGUCUUUUGAAGUUCAGACAGCCCAGAUAUUCUUCACCAAAAAUGGAAAGAGAGUGGGCUCAACUAUAAUGCCACUCUCUCCUGAGGGACUCUUCCCAGCUGUGGGGAUGCACUCAUUGGGGGAAGAGGUCCGGCUCCAUCUCCAUGCAGAGCUGGGUAAUGAAGAGGAGGAUGACAGCAUCAUGAUGGUGGACAGCUACGAGGAUGAAUGGGGACGAUUGCAUGAUGUAAAAGUCUGCGGCACACUCCUGGAAUAUGUGGGGAAGGGAAAGAGCAUAAUUGAUGUGGGUCUUGCACAAGCUCGACAGCCCCUGAGUACCAGAAGUCACUACUUUGAGGUGGAGAUUGUAGAUCCAGGAGAAAACUGCUACAUUGCACUGGGCCUGGCUCGCAAGGACUACCCAAAAAAUCGCCAUCCUGGUUGGAGUCGGGGAUCUGUGGCCUACCAUGCAGAUGAUGGCAAAAUCUUCCAUGGGAGUGGAGUGGGGGAUCCCUUUGGUCCACGCUGCUACAAAGGAGACAUCAUGGGCUGUGGGAUUAUGUUCCCACGUGACUAUAUCCUUGAUAGUGAAGGUGACAGUGAUGACAGUUGUGAUACAGUGGCAAUCAGGGCCAAACCUCGAGGAGUCCGAAACGUCCUGUAUCUGCACCAGGAAGCUGAGGAGGAGGAGGAUGAAGAAGAGGACGGAGAAGACAUGGAACAGGAACAUGAAGGCAGAAAAGUAGUGGUGUUCUUCACGCGCAAUGGCAAGAUUAUUGGCAAGAAAGAUGCCAUGGUGCCCUCUGGGGGCUUUUAUCCCACCAUUGGGAUGCUGAGUAGUGGAGAGAAGGUCAAGGUGGAUCUGCACCCCCUGAGCGGCUGAGGAUCCAUGGGGGCCCAGGGGCUCAUCUCUUUCCGUCUGCCAUUCCAUGGGACUGCCAGAUUGUUCGAGCUGUUCUUCAUUGCACUUCCAGCCUCUGUCUGUGUGGCAGCAUUUUCUCUGUGGGGCCAUAUAGAUAUCUGUGUAACACCACAUGGGCCACCUUCCUUGUCUGUCCUGCUUGACUGCAGCUACUGUCAGGCUCUUUGUGCUGCUGCUGGGAAAAAAAAAUCUCAAGGCUGUUGUUCUGGAGCAGGGUUGGAAUUGGGUAUUGGGGCAGAGGCCUAACCUCUUCCCUCUCCUCAUGGCCUCUCACCUCUGCCUUGUGCACAGCCUUGUGCAUGGCUGCAUUUCCCAACCUUUGCACCAAAGGCUGAGAUAUGACCGGGCAUAGUCCAAUGCUCAAAAGGAGUAGGGCUAUCUUUGAGGAGCAUCUCCAGUUGCUGGUGGCACAGUGCUGCUGCUCUCUAUCAUGUAUGUGGACAAUGUUGCAUUCCCAUGUCAUAAAUUGGAUGCUUGUUAGCUGCGGGCCAACCCCCCGGAGUCACACCUUUAACCUGUUUCUCUCCCAUUCCCUUACAGACAGUGUUGCAUUCCUUUGCCACCUUCUCAGGGCCAGCCCUACUAUUAGGCAGCAGAUGCCAAAGGCAGCUGUGGCAACUUUACUGCUACGGUUCCUUCUGAGCACCUCAGCUGUUUCCCUCUGUUGUAAGACACAGCUAAAUCUAUCACACAGCCUGUUUCGAGGCUCCUAAACUUUGCUGUUGUCUCAAGUGGUGUGGAUUCAGCAUCUUGUGUAUGGACUGGGGAAAAAGUGCUAUCAAAGAAAAUGUUUUGAGACAGCCUUGCACUUUCUUAUGAACACUCCGCUUUUCCAGCCAAAAGUGUAUGGCCCUGUGGCUCCUAGAACUCUCCUAGGAGCUGGCCUUCCUUCGUGGAAGAGGACUCACUACUAGUUUUCAGGAUGGUAAGAGACAAUGCUAUAGAAGCAGGGGGUGGCUUUCUAGGAUUCUUAUUACCCUAUGCCAUCUGUGGCAAGCUAAGGUCCAACACCUCUGCCCCCUCCUUCAUAUCAUCUUCACUAAGGACUGAGGUUUGCUAGGAAAUUUGUGGAACUCUCAGUCUGCCAUUAUGUAACCUUUUCAUCUGCCUGCUGGGGGGAAAAAGAGUGGUGUUGAGUCUGGAGGCAGGCCUGAGCUCUCUGCCAUGUCUAUAUUUCCAAGAGUUGCGAGAGUGUGUUAAUCUCACCCGGUAUACACUGAGUGUACUUGCUGCUGAAAGGGUAGGUUCUGGCCUGGCUGCAGUGCUGCUGCAUCUCCCUGUACUGUGGUCUUACAAGGUGGGGGUGGAUGAGACAGACAAUGGGACAUGAAUUACAUCCUGCGGUUUUAUUGAGAAGUGUUUACUCUCCAGCCUUCCUUCUCUCCUUCCCUCAGCUUGAGGGCUGGGCCUCAAGUAUAUGGGCUGGCCCUUGUCUAUUCAUUCUUUCUGGAGGCUGCUUACCCUCUCUGUCUCCCACUUGCUUUAUUGUCACUGUUCUCCUGCCAUGCCUUUGAAGUGAACAAGAAAGCCUUGGAACCGGGUAAGAAUCUGUCGCAAUGCCAACUGUGUAGAUGUGGCUGACUGAUGGCAAGUGAAGCCAAAGAGUGGUAGCUUCUUUGCUCCUGCAAUGGGGAGGAUGGAAGGAUGGGUCUUGAUGCAUUAUUCUGUUCCUUUUUGCUGGCCCUGUAGACUCAAGGGCAGACUCUUGCUGCUAAAAUAAAAAUUUUCUGGGAAGCUGAGACUGAAGUGGGUGUUUCGGAAAGCUAUUGCACUGGCUUCCUCUGAUGAUAUGGUUGCCUGGCUUUGUUGUAAUUGUCCUGUUUUGUAAGUGGGUUGGGGUGGAGAACAAAAGUACUUUCUUGCUUGAAUGUUAAUACCUUACCCGCAAACCUUCCUUACUCUUAGAAAUGUGAGAUAAUGCCAAUCUUUUCAACUUUAACCCUUGCUUCUGUUGCACAUUUGAUUGGUGGAUGCCCCCUGCCCCCUAUUUUGCUGAAAUUCUAGGAGUCUGCAGAAGAAAGGAAAGGGGAGCCAGUGUCUGAGGGCUAGUGGCAAGCUUAUGAAGAUCCUCUAGAGUCUUUGGGCUACAGCAGUCUACAGAGGGAGCCAACAUAAGAACUGCACUUGGUCCAUAGAGAUGCCUUGGUGUGAACACAGCCAUCUUCUGUCCAGCUCAGGGUGCCUCUGGCUCCUGCUGCAUCUCUACAGAUAAAAUCUUGAUACACCUAAUAAAGUUGAAAUGUCAAUAUUUAUCCAGCA
This is a messenger RNA of Pogona vitticeps (central bearded dragon), 3771 nucleotides long. RefSeq names its product SPRY domain containing 3 (gene SPRYD3). Gene Ontology annotation, molecular function: protein binding. The record is from RefSeq and is a predicted model, not a curated record. Lineage: Eukaryota; Metazoa; Chordata; Lepidosauria; Squamata; Agamidae.